Molecule: messenger RNA, 3544 nt
Organism: Theobroma cacao (cacao)
Lineage: Eukaryota; Viridiplantae; Streptophyta; Magnoliopsida; Malvales; Malvaceae
Gene: ML2
Product: MEI2-like 2
Molecular function (GO): RNA binding
Source: RefSeq, a predicted model, not a curated record
UUUUUUUUUUCAAUUAUAUUUUUCUUUCCCUCCAAUCAUUUUCUUCUUUGUCUCUCUAAUAAAUUUUCUCUCACUUUCUCUUUAAUAUGGAGUAGUACUUUUUUUUUUCUUAUUUCUGUUUUGGGGUGUUUUUUUUUAAUGCUCUUUGUUUAGGUUUUUUUUUUUUUUUUCUAGUUUCCCGGCGAGAGAGAAGGAAGUGGAAGAGUAUAAGAAAGAAAUAUCUCUGCUUCUACGAAACUCUCUCUCUUUCUUUCACUUUCUCUUUCCCCUUCCGUUUUUGUAUAUAUAAUUUUGGGUGAUCAAAGACAAAAACUCUAUUUGGAAUCAGCCCAGUCCAGUUUACUUCUUCAAUGGACUAUCUUUAACUACUGUCUUACAUACCAUUUUCUUCUAAAAGAAAGUGAUUGAAUGGAGCAACAGUCAAAAGGUCUGAUAUCAAGCCAAUCUGAAGGUCCAUCUAAUAUUCCUUCAGUCAACAUCUCUAGGAAGUGGGAAACUGGUGCAUGGGGAAUCCCACGUGGAACUGACACAUAUCAUUCAUCAAGUGAUGCAAGCUUGUUUUCUAGCUCAUUACCUGUCCUUCCUCAUGAAAAAUUGAACUUUGCUGAUGUGGAGCAUUCUGGUCAUUCUGUUGAUGAUAACUCACCUAAUUUACAUAAGCUAGAGUGUGAAAAUGAAGGAAAGGACCCACUCGAAGAUGCUGAAACAAAUGCCAUUGGAAAUUUACUUCCUGAUGAUGAAGAUGAGCUCCUUGCUGGCAUAAUGGAUGACUUCGAUUUAAGUGGCUUGCCUAGUCAGUUGGAAGACUUGGAAGAAUAUGAUGUCUUCGGUACUGGAGGGGGAAUGGAAUUAGAUUUUGAUCCUCAAGAGAGCCUUAAUAUUGGUAUAUCGACGAUGAACCUAUCUGAUGGGGUUCCUGCAAAUGGGAUUGGUCAUUACCCUCUUCCAAAUGGUGUGGGAACAGUGGCUGGGGAACACCCAUAUGGCGAGCACCCUUCGAGAACAUUGUUUGUGCGAAAUAUCAAUAGUAAUGUUGAAGACUCUGAAUUGAGAUCUCUCUUUGAGCAAUAUGGAGAUAUCAGAACUUUGUACACUGCAUGCAAGCAUAGGGGUUUUGUAAUGAUUUCAUAUUAUGAUAUUCGAGCUGCACGCACUGCAAUGCGUGCAUUACAAAAUAAGCCACUAAGGCGAAGAAAACUGGACAUUCAUUUCUCAAUCCCCAAGGAUAACCCAUCAGAGAAAGAUAUAAAUCAGGGAACUCUUGUAGUAUUCAAUUUGGAUCCAUCAGUAUCAAAUGAUGACCUUCGCCAAAUUUUUGGGGCUUAUGGGGAGGUGAAAGAGAUCAGGGAAACACCACACAAGCGACACCAUAAGUUCAUAGAAUUUUAUGAUGUUAGAGCUGCAGAGGCAGCUCUUAGAGCGUUGAAUAGGAGUGACAUAGCUGGGAAACGCAUAAAGCUUGAACCUAGCCGCCCUGGUGGGGCUCGUCGAAACUUGAUGCAGCAGCUAAGUCAGGAGCUGGAACAAGAUGAAGCUCGAAGUUUUCGGCAUCAUGUAGGUUCUCCAGUUGGGAACUCUCCUCCGGGUAACUGGGCACAAUUUGGCAGUCCUGUUGAGCAUAAUCCUUUGCAUGCUUUUAGUAAGUCUCCGGGUUUGGGAUCUUUCAGUCCUGUAAAUAACAAUAAUUUGCCUGGGCUAGCUUCAAUUCUCCCACAUCAUGUGCCUAAUUCUCCAAAGAUUGCACCUAUUGGUAAGGACCAAGCGAAGACCAACCUUACAAACCAGAUAUUUACUAAUGCUGGAGCAGUACAAGGAGUGGCCUACCAGCAUUCUCGAUCCUUCCCUGAGCAGGACUUAAGUGCAAGUCCUGGACCAGUCUCUGCCUUUGGUGAAUCUAAUUCAGGUUCAACCGGUGUUGGAACAUUGACUGGUCCUCAGUUUCUUUGGGGAAGUCCCACUCCUUACUCUGAGCGAGCUAGUUCUGCUUGGCCAAGUGGACAGGGUUUUCCAUACACAAGUCGACACAGCUCCUUUCUUGGUUCAAGUAACCACCAUCAUGUGGGAUCUGCUCCUUCCGGUGUGCAUCUUGAUAGGCAUUUUAGCUACCUCCCUGAGUCACCUGAAACAUCCUUUAUGAGUCCUGUUUCCUUUGCUGGUGUGGGUUUAAAUCGUAGCAAUGGAAGUUUAUUGAUGAAUAUUGGUGCUCGUGGAACUAUGGGUGCUGGUGUUGGUCUCCCAGGAAGUGUAACUGAAAAUGGUUCACCUAGUUUUAGAAUGAUGUCAAUGCCAAGGCACAGUCCUAUUUUCCUUGGGAAUGGUUCUUAUGCUGGACAAGGAACAGCUGGCAAUGAAGGUUUGGCUGACCGCAGUCGAAGUCGGCGAGUUGAAAAUAAUGGAAACCAGAUUGAUAACAAGAAGCAGUAUCAGCUUGAUUUGGAUAAAAUUAUGAGUGGAGAAGAUACUAGGACCACUUUGAUGAUUAAAAAUAUCCCCAACAAGUAUACUUCAAAGAUGCUACUUGCUGCCAUUGACGAAAAUCACCGGGGCACUUAUGAUUUUCUCUACUUGCCAAUUGAUUUCAAGAACAAGUGCAAUGUAGGUUAUGCCUUCAUCAAUAUGAUCUCUCCUUCACAUAUUGUCUCCUUCUACCAGGCUUUUAAUGGAAAGAAAUGGGAGAAGUUCAACAGCGAGAAGGUUGCAUCAUUGGCAUAUGCUCGAAUCCAGGGCAAGGCUGCCCUUGUGGCACACUUCCAAAAUUCAAGCUUGAUGAAUGAAGAUAAGAGAUGCCGACCGAUUCUGUUCCAUUCAGAGGGCCAAGCGACUGGUGAUCAGGAACCUUUCCUCUCUAGCAAUUUGAACAUCUGUAUUCGUCAGCCAGAUGGGUCUUAUUCUGGGGAUUCGCUGGAGAGCCCAAAGGGCCUUCUGGAUUAGAAGCCAGAGAAGAGUUAACAAUGCAUAUUGGAAAUCUUACUCCUAGCUAGAGAUAAAAUGGCUAGGAGUGCUGACAAGUAAAUAGGUGUUUUUAGUGUAUAAAGUUGGAAGAGAAAUGAAAGAACAGGUGUAUGUUAUGCUUGUGCCAUGUGCAGUGUCUGCUUUUCAGUUAUGGACACUCCAUGAUAAUUCACUAGAGAAGUCAAAAUUAAAUGAGGCAGAAAGUGUUUUGUUUAUAUGUAGAGCAAGAAAUUGUUAUUGAACCAGGGGUCGAAGAAUAAGGCGGAGCAUGCUGCUAAGAAUUGAAGUUUCAUAGCAGCUGUAUGUGAUACUCGCCAAUCUGUGCAUGGGUCUCCUCUGGGGUUUUUUCUUUUUAUCAUUGACAUUUCUUUACUUGGUCAUGUAUGUCCAUUUGCAGAUAUGGUCACUUGUUUGUAUGUAAAUCUUUGUUGGGGAAUCCAAGGUACAGGGCUGUUUAUAAAUUGUAUAGGAGGGAGACAAACAGACCCUACAAUCCUUGUCAUUGUAAUGUGCUAAAGUGUGUGAAAAUGUGUAUUGAAACUUGAAUUUUUCAAUAUUUAUGUCUGUACAGAUAUUCUGAACCUUCUUCUUA